UCUGUGCCAAGGAAGCGAUGUGCAGACGCAUGUAAUUGUGUAAUUGUGAUAGGAAUCACGUUCCCGAGUUCCCUGUAAGGAUGAAGAAUGAAGGAUGUCGCGGUAGCUAGGAUCAGAGCUAUUCAGCAUGUCUCCUAUGUGGAGGCAGUGGAAAUACUGAAGUGAGUAGAGAUGWGAUGGUAGUGUGUCCCACAGUCUGCAGUGAAUGUCAUGCAGGAGAAGGAUCCGACGCACUAACAGUGAAAAAGCAGGUGGCGGCAAUACACUUUGAGUGUAGUCUGCCAAUAAACCUCAAAGAAGAAGAGACGUGCCGCGUCUAGUCAAGAUUGCAAAACCAUGGCAACAUUCAUGGAACGACUGUCUUUCCUUCAAAAAGUUCCCACUCUGAUGAAAGCAACAGUAGAUGAUGAAUCGCCUUGUCCUGGCUACCUKUUUGAAGAAAUCGGAAAAAUCUCCCAGGAGUCCACUGGGUGUGGUCAGUUCCUGUUGGAGUACCUGUUGAAGAGGCUGGAGGUAGAAUCCUGCCAUGUCAAAAUAAAGGUUCUGAAGAUCUUCGUCCAUCUCUGUGGCCACGGAUCGCCUCACUUUCUGACAGAACUUAGACGGAACUCCACCUUCAUCCAGCAGGCCUCAGUUUACAGUGGUCCCKCUGAUCCCAUCCAUGGCAUUGCUCUGUAUCAGAAAGUGAGGGCCACAGCACAGGACAUAGUCAGGUUACUUUUCACAGGCACAGCCUCUCCCCAGAGCAGCAAACUAGCCAUGCCCAACAUGGGCAUCGGGUCGGAGUCUGCCCAUGGAUCCAGAAUGCAGGGGUUUGGAUACAGCCCAGGGAAGAAGAUAACAAGUAGCCCUUUUGGAAUACAUUUCAAAUGCAUCCAGUCAAAUCCAUGUGCUGUCUGUCUCUUAUAUUGCUUUCUAUUUCCGGCAGGUGGCGAGACCCUGAUGGACAAGAUCCAUAAGGCUACUGAGUUUGUGGCCAGUGCGGUCCUGCCCCCAACAGAACUACAGGGUAUCCGUCUCCAUGACAACCACUACCAGGCGGUGGUGGUACCCUCAGGCCCUGUAGAGGUGGCAGUGCCAGCAUAUGCCUACACUGUGCCUCCUCACAGACCCAGAGUUUCCCAGGGGUGUCCAGAGCAGGUGGGAGGGGGCUGGGAGGAGAUUAACAGUGGCCAUAGCUCCUCCCACAACUCAUCUCAGGGGAACGCAGACCACAGCCAYGCCUCAGGGGGUGGGAGCAGCAAGUCGUAUGGCACCGGGAGCCAAUCGGAAGCCAGUAGGGACAGCUUCGGGGACCAAUCAGAACGGGUGGAGGCCAUGCAGUUAGGGGACUGUGGCCAGGAGAUGGCGCUAAUCAGCAGAAUAACUGAGGGCUCCAAGGUCUUCCUGUCCAGAAAGGAGAGCCAGCACUUCAUCAAGGAGUGUUCCACUCUAAACUGUGAGGUGGUGGUGGAGCUGCUCUCUCGCAGACUGCAGGACCCAUCACAGACUGUCCAGAUGAGGGCUCUGUGUGCRGUGGCCUGUCUCAUGAUCUCUGAUCUGCUGUCUCUGGAGCAAAUCUUCGGGGCGACCCAGAGGAGGCUGGCCCAUCUGAGUGAGGAAUCCCCAGGGGCUGUAGCCAACAAGGCCACCAAGAUCCUUCGUCAAUUUGAGGCUCUGAUGGGCGUGCCAAUCAGUGGUGCCAGACGUGAUGCAGCCAGUAUUGUUCUUUCAUCCUCCUCGGACCAGCCCCCUACUCUCACAUGUCCCGCACUUCUARUGCAAACACACCCAGGUGACACCARGGUCCUUAACCAUCAUAGAAGGAGAGAACCUGAGCUCUUACCUGGGGGGCGAACUCACCCCCCUCCCGUACCUGACCUGGGCUGGCCCCAAAGGGGUACAUCUGAGAGGUUACUAAAUUACAACCAUGAUGAUGAGGAUAGGUCUGCUACUCAGGAUGAAGAGUUUGUGGAAAGUCAGACUGGGUUCAGGACUGGUGAGACCCAGCUCACCUCAGAUCUUAAAGUUAAAGAUCCAGAGCUCCAUACAGAGAGGUACCCCAUCCGACUCAAGGACCCCAAGAUUGAGCAGCCCUGUGGGGGCAGACUCACUUUGUUCAGUGGCAUGGAGCUGGUGACCAGAGGGAAGUCUGUGUGCCCAUCAGCCCUUACAGAGAGGAAUGGAGACAUGCAGCCUGAGGCGGAAAAGAGAGACGGGACGGAACGUCUGAGAGUUGAAAUGGAGAGCAUUAGCCCUACAAACACACCGCUACUCUGCCUCGAUGACAACAGUGAUACAACGCCCACGUGCAACCUCACGCCCACCAGCAGCCAAUCAACCUCAGCCUUUUCUUUCCUUAACCUCUGACCUCGAACGGUAAUGCUUAGGAUAAUGUCACCAUAAGUAUGUCUGCUCUAAAACAACGAUUAUACGGUUUGUCACGGGAGCCAAGUCCACAGUAUGUAUAAUUAUGUUUUGCAAAAGUGGAGGUAAUUUUCAUGAGCUAGUUCAGGUUAUUAAGAACAGUUGUUAGAGUAAUAUGUCUUCUGUUCUUUGCUGGUACUUGGUGCACU
This is a messenger RNA of Salvelinus sp. IW2-2015, 2555 nucleotides long. RefSeq names its product AP-4 complex accessory subunit Tepsin. NCBI's taxonomy places the organism in Eukaryota, Metazoa, Chordata, Actinopteri, Salmoniformes, Salmonidae. The record is from RefSeq and is a predicted model, not a curated record. Gene Ontology annotation, cellular component: trans-Golgi network membrane.